Messenger RNA from Pipistrellus nathusii (Nathusius's pipistrelle), 327 nucleotides. NCBI's taxonomy places the organism in Eukaryota, Metazoa, Chordata, Mammalia, Chiroptera, Vespertilionidae. The record is from the annotation of a GenBank genome assembly.
AUGAGUUUAAGACAUUCAGCAGCAUUAAUGGUGCCACAGCCAUUCAUAAAUUUCAGGAAAAGGGUUUUAAUAAUAAUAAUAAAAAGCUUGCCGAAAAAGGCUUACAAUCUGAAGACAGAAGAGGAAUACAGAUACAGAUACAAACACAGGUUGUUGACUAGAAAGCUGCUGGGAAUGCUGCCUUUUGAGGUUUCGUGCCCAUUUUUCCUCCAAAUUUCUCCUAUAAAAACCUGGUCUUUUAAAAAAGAAAACAUCCUGUGUGUUUGGGCUUGGAAAAUAAAUGCCAGGUGGUGGAAGCUUAUUUUAUACACAGUUCAUUCCCAGUAA